Rubroshorea leprosula is the source of this 1884-nucleotide messenger RNA. The record is from the annotation of a GenBank genome assembly. NCBI's taxonomy places the organism in Eukaryota, Viridiplantae, Streptophyta, Magnoliopsida, Malvales, Dipterocarpaceae.
GUAAUAACUCCACUAUGCUUCUCUCUCUGUAAUUACUCUUUGAGAGCUUCUCUCUCUACAAUUACAUUUUAAGAGCUUCUCUUUCUAGAAUAUUGAGUAUUGCUAACUUGAGCAUCGGAGUUUUUCCCUGACGAAACAUCCUCGAGAUUUUCAGGUGUUGAAGCAGUUGAAGACCUCUAUAGCAUAGAGCUUGUAUCUUGUGAUUUUCUCGCCUUUUAUCUUUUGAGAAGAUGACAGAGCCUGUAAAGGAAGUAUCUUCUCCUGAUGGAACUGAAGAAUUGAAUCUCCAAGAGUCAGAGUUGUGCAUAAACAAGAAUCAGGAACAGCUUGAAAGUUCCAGAUCCAAAAGAGUUCGUACAUCAAAACAAGGUGGAAGUGGAGCUAAAGUUGAGGCUUCUUCCCAUCAACCAAACAAAAGAGGCCGGAAGCGUACACUGACACCUGCUGAAAGAAAAGCAAGAAAAAAUGCGGGUGAUAGAAAAGGUAGGAAUGAUCGAAAGAUUGAGCUGGGAGAUCUUAGGGCAAUGAUAUCUCUAUUUGAAGAUCUAAAAAAUAAAAAAGGACAAUUGGUAAGGGAGAACAAGAGACUUAAAUCUGAGAUUACUGUUAUGAUUCAGCAGAUGGAGACACAAAAAAAAUUAUAAGGAGAAUAAAUUGACGGACAUGGGCAUUCUGCUGGACCUGGAUUUUCUUAAUGGAAAGGCAUUGCAGAAGAAUAUGUUGAUGGACUUGGAGAUUUAGAUGACUACUGUUUUUGAUGGAGUGUGAUGGUUCUUAUUUGAUGCGCAUCUUUCAGUGUUUAUAUAUGGAUAUAAAUUAUCUGCAAUGUUUAUGGCAUUGCAGGAUUUGAUGUUUAUGCUUGAUGAUUUAUCUGAUGCGAAACUUCUUGAAGAGAUUGAUGCUCUAUUUCCUCUCCCACUUCCCAAAGGACCUGCAACAAACAAGCUAAUUACUCAGGGUACAGGAAAUUUACAAACUGAAGUAUUGGAGCCUGACAAGGAGCAAAUUCAGGCUGAGUUGGCGAAGAUUGAUAACAAAAUUCCUUCAGCAUGUUGCAAUGAAGAACUUGCAACAAACAAGCAUGAUACUGUAGGCAAGGGUACCACUGAGGGAGCCUUAAAGUUGAACAGUAAGGGGGAAGAUGAGCUAAAAGAGGUGCUGAAGGGAAAGCUUGCAAUGGCAGUUGAUGACACAUCCACAUGUCCCCCAACAGGCAGCACUUUAUUUAGCAGCUUCAUGUCCAAUACUUGCCAGUCAAUCCGCCAAUUUGCCACUGCACUAGUCACUCAGAAUCAUCUGCUUUCCACUGCUGCGGGUGCUGAAUUGAGGGAGGCUAUGCAUGACAAGCAAGCCUUUACCUCAGCUUCAGGUAUAAAGGGCACAACUGAUGUUCUGAAGCUUGAGAAGGUUAAUCCGCAGAAUUAAUUGUCUCUCUUUCAUUCCCACUGUUUUUUCCUUAUUUUCUUCCUCAAAUCCUUUUGAGCAGCAACUCUUUUCCUCUGACUUUACUAGAAUAUGGAGGCUUGUGUUUCCCUUGCCAUCCAGUUUGCAUUGGAGAUAGCCAGAGCACAAAGAGAGUCGAGAGCUGUGCAUGCUGAAGAGUGCAGUGCCAACCAAGCAAUAAAGACUGCAGACGAUGAUUAGGGCUGAGCAUUGGGUACAGGUAUAUUUGAUAUCUGUAGAUAUCUGACUUAUUUGAGUAAAGUACUUUACUUGUAUCUAUGAAAAGGUAAUUAAAUAUUGGAUAUGAAAAAUACGUACUUGCUAAGAUUGGGUAAGUAUUGGUAUAAAGGUCAAUACCUACAUACUUGACUUGCAUAUCGAUCCAUACAUCUUUUUAUUUGUAUAUUUUUUUUAUUGUAUAUAUAAACUUGUGUAUGUGUG